AUGUCGCCAACUGGGAUGGCCAUGAUGGGCGGGACAAGCUGGACUACCCAGGACCAGACGCUGCCUUCGUCACACGAUGACGACUUUCAACAAUUCCUUGACAUGGGCGGCAUGGGCAACCUAAGUGAGCCGCUUGGGUUCGACUUUCACGACUUCCAGAAUAGCGCCGACUCCUCCAUGAUGCCACAGAAUGGCCGCGACCAGCUAGACACCCAAAUGGGUGGCACCGAUAGCGCCAUGGCUAUGGCCAGACCCGACCCCUCUGUUCGCUCUGUCCAGGACCAGUUUGCUGCCAUGAGCACUGCUGCCUCUCACCCCUCCAUUACCGCACAGAUGAUCCAGCCGGUGCCGACUCCCACUGACGCCAUGGCUGAGAUUGACGCGCAAAUCCAGUUUUUGCAGCAGCAGAGGAUGCAGCAGCAGCAGCGACAAAUGCACGAGCACCAAGCUCAUCAGGUUCAGCAGCAGACUUCAUACUACGUCGGCCAUAAUCCUGUCCCCCCCACCCCGCAAAGUCUUGAGAUGCCGCCGAAUGGCAACCACUACUACGCCCAGGAGCAGGCGCAACAGAAUGUCUUCGACAGCAGGUAUCAGCGCAUGAAGGAGCAGCAAGAUAUGGCCUUUACCCCCCUUGUGUCUCCGGCCGUGACACCCCUUGAUCCUCAGUUCCAGAUCGACCCAACCUUCACCAUGCCGGGCUCAUACUUCAGCCCGCUUACCUCACCAGCGCUUCAUGCCCAGAGUGAGUCCAACUCGCCAUAUGAUCACCGUAAUUCCUUUUCGAACCACACUUCGACACACAACUCAAAUCACAACUCCCCUGGCGAAAUGGAUGUUGAAACCCCGAUCGCGGCAGUCCCGCCACCCGUGGUUGACCUCUCAAAAAAGGCUCGGAAAAACAACGCCUCACGCGCGAAGGGUAAGGGCAGUGUGCGCCAGUCUCCAAUCUCUAAGCCGAUGAAGAAGAAGACGGCACCAACCCCGAAGAUGGUUUCGCAAGUGCUUGCAGAGAUGCAAGAAUCAAACGAGGAAUGUUCCGAUCAGAUGCUUCCACCUACAUCUCUACCAAUGCCCAUGAGUAGCGAGGAGAGCGAAAAUGCUUCCGUCUCACCCGAAAACCUAUCCGAUAUGCCGCCACCGCCGCCGCCCGCUCACAAUAGGCUCUCAAGAUCGCCCUUGAACGGGCCGCAACAUGCCCAGCAGGCCGCCUCAGCUAUACCAGCGCACGUGCAAGAAAAGCCUUCGCCCGCAACGCCAGCGUCGCUCAUGAAGCUACCGUCAUCCAGUGCAAAUGGAGGCGCUGUGUCGUCCAAUGCGCAAACGAUGGGCGCACCUGAGCACAUCGAGGACUUUAAGCUGCCGGAAUCAGCAAACUUCCCCAAGAGCAGGCUGACUCCUUUGGAUACAAACCAAACUCCGGUACAAUCACCACUGGAAGCCAGCUCGGCGAAAACCGCGUCUUUCCAACCCCUGCCGUCCCCUAUUUUCCACAAGCCCUCGGGCACAGCUUCAGCAAACCAGAGCCCUCGCAUCAUCCCCGGCUCGACGGGCCCAGCUCCCAGGAGGACGCCAAAUCUUGCACCGCGAGGAAGCAAAAAGAGGGCCAGCAUCAGCUCUAGCCAAGUCUCGCCGGCACUGUUGCCUAGGAUAUCUCCGUCCAUCAAGCCGCUUCUGCCGGGCACGCCCGGCGGCAUGUCUGCUGAGGACACGGCGUCCCUUCUCCUGACAUCCAAGUCUAAUUACCAGAACAUCCUUGAGGGCACCGUCGUGCCGGGCGUGUCGUACCCAACGUCGCUUUCGACGAAUCUCACGUCCAAGAGGACGUCGCACAAGAUCGCCGAGCAGGGCCGGAGGAAUCGCAUAAACACGGCACUGCAAGAAAUCGCGACAAUGCUGCCCAAGUCUGCGCUGUUGGAGAUCAGCAAAAGCGAGAGCGAGAGUGCCGACAAGAAGGACGGCAAAGGGGGUGCGACGCCGAACAGCAAGGCGAGCACGGUCGAGAUGGCUAUUGACUACAUCAAGCAACUGAAGCAAGAGGUGGCCGAUGCGAACAAGCGAGCGGAGGAGGCAGAACGCAAGCUGGAGCUCAAACAAGCCUCACCGCCAGGUGAAACGAGGUAA
This is a messenger RNA of Verticillium dahliae VdLs.17, 2121 nucleotides long. RefSeq names its product phosphorus acquisition-controlling protein. The record is from RefSeq and is a predicted model, not a curated record. The transcript is spliced from 2 exons. NCBI's taxonomy places the organism in Eukaryota, Fungi, Ascomycota, Sordariomycetes, Glomerellales, Plectosphaerellaceae. Gene Ontology annotation, molecular function: protein dimerization activity. Bases 1 to 2121 code for a protein of 706 amino acids.